UGUAUAUUGUUCCCACCAGUUCAGCUCAUCACCGCGGAAGCCACUGCCCACUUGCAACAAAACAUAAAGAGAGUACCAUAUGUGAGAAGAAAAGACAGAGAAAUAUUCACACAUGAAUAUCUACAUACUUGUUUUUCUCGUUCAGUGGCUGGCAUGUGGUUGCUGCACUUCUGAUGUUCAUGUUGGUUACCAAGUAACUGUUGCUAUACCGAUAGAAUACAGCAGAGGGUUUGUGGGGAGGGCUUUUCUGAUGGAGACGAACCAAACAGUGCUCAACUUUAAGGCUGCAAUUAGCGUUGAAGCAGUUGAUGAGAAGUAUACGUGUUCGCUUGAUGUGUUUCUUGGAGAUGUCAAGGUAUGGAGCUCUGGUCAUUUGUCACAGUUUUACACAACGGAGAAGUGCAUUCUUGAGUUAACACAAAAUGGAGACCUAAGAUUGAAGGGCCAGAGAGGAAGUGUUGGAUGGCGAACAGGAACUUCUGGACAAGGCGUUAAGAGAUUACACUUGCUACGGACAGGCAAUCUAGUUUUGGUUGAUUCCCUGAACAUGAUAAAAUGGCAAAGUUUCAAUUUCCCAACAAAUAUAAUGCUCUGGGGCCAGAGACUAAGUUCAAAAACUCAGCUGACUGCUUUCCCAAGUAACUCUAGUUUAUUUUAUUCACUGGAGAUCCACGAUGACAAGCUUGCAUUGUAUCUGAACUCUGGUAAGUGGAAGUAUUCUUACUGGGAAUUUAGGCCCUCUAAUAACCGAACUAUUACAUAUGUUGAAUUGACUUCAGAAGGAUUAGAGAUAUAUAAUGGUAUGCAAUGGAGAAUUGCUCAAUUAAGGUCAAAAAUACGGGAACCUCCAAAAUUUUUAGCACUAGGGAACAAUUCAGGUAACUUGGGACUUUAUUACUACUCAGCUGACAAGGGAGUGUUUGAAGCUUCAUACAAGGCAAUCAACAGUACUUGUGAUCUUCCUUUGGUGUGUAAACCAUAUGGUAUUUGCACCUUCUCCAGUGACUGCUCAUGUAUAAGGCUAAUAAAAAGAGGAGAUGGAUUACUUUCUGAUUGCAGUGAAGAAAUAACUGGUGGGAUCUGUAAUACAAGUAGGGUAGAAAUGCUCGAGUUACGAGGAGUUACGAGUGUGCUCAGUAGCAAUUCUAAAAAGGUCAAUGUUAAGAAAGAAGUGUGUGCAAAUUUGUGUUUAGAUAACUGUACAUGUGUUGCAGCAUUAUAUUCACCAAUUGGUGAUGAUGCAAGCCUGGGAGAAUGUUAUCUUUAUGGGUUAGUAAGAGGAGUUAAACAAAUUGAAAGAGGAAGCAAAUGGAGCUAUAUGGUUAAGGUGCCAAAGGAAGUUGAUCAGGGCCAUGGUAAACAUUCAGGUCUAAAGAAAUGGGUCUCCGUUGUGGUAGGAGUAGUCGAUGGAUUUGUUAUUUUAGUUGUUUUGGGAGGGAUUGGGUACUAUGUAGUUCAAAAGAGGAAAACGAGCACACAGAGUACAGAAGACACAAACUAACCUCAUUCACUUGGAAUUUUUCUUCAAGAGUUUCAAGAUCCAACUUAACAAUACAAAUAAACUGUUCAAUGCUUGAAGGCUUACUUUACAAUGUGGGAAUUAACUCAAAAUCAGGGUGAAGUGGUAGAAUAGGUGCAUAGCCCACCAGACAUCUGGGUCUUGGACAGUCGCUAGAAAAUGGUGUGAAUUCAUGUUUCUAUUUCAAGCAAAACCUUAUGACACUUGUGCAGAUAGCCAAGCAUUUGGCAGAAAAUCACCUCAAUCAUACAAAAGCUCAUCUAGAAAAAGUGGAAGCCACAUUUGCAACUGAAUGAUAUACAACAAAAGGCAUAGAUGUAAAGACAAAAUCAAGAUGAACCAGGUAUGAAGGUGCUUCCCCCCCUUUUGUGUGUGUGAUUAGUGGGAUUACCCUUUAAAGUUCUAUUCUGACUAACUUUUUGCACACAAUAACAAAAUAGACACACAGAGGACCUCAACAAGAACGCAACAGGGUUACACUUACAAGUGCAAAAUUUCAAGCCUUAAAGCAUUGAAAAGAAGAGAAGAUAUACCUGAUGAGCUGAUGCCAAACUGAAGGACCACCUGACUGUUUCCUCAAAGUUCACCUGAGAUGGCUGGAGGGAAGCAUUUCUCCUCACAGAUUCAAAUCAGACACUAUAAAAGGAGUAAAAGCUACCCCUGACAGCAAUUAGUUCUUCAUUCUUUCUUUUAACUUAAGUAAUGAUUUUGGUCUCUUACCCAAUUUGUUUAUCGCCAUCUUUUUAGUUUCAAUUCUUUUUUACAUAUUGAUUUGUUCCACAGACACAAGUACACAGCUGAAGCAGAAUUUAUAUGUCUAUUUAUUCAUUUAUUUAAUUUUCACAAUAGAUUCUUAAGUUGUAGCUUUUGUAUCUUCAAAAAGACCCAGCUCAUUCAUCCUCUUCUGUUGAAUGACUGAAUUUUCCAA
Ipomoea nil (Japanese morning glory) is the source of this 2447-nucleotide messenger RNA. RefSeq names its product G-type lectin S-receptor-like serine/threonine-protein kinase SD2-5. The record is from RefSeq and is a predicted model, not a curated record. Bases 113 to 1501 code for a protein of 462 amino acids. The transcript has 2 exons. NCBI's taxonomy places the organism in Eukaryota, Viridiplantae, Streptophyta, Magnoliopsida, Solanales, Convolvulaceae.